This is a messenger RNA of Apis mellifera (honey bee), 6487 nucleotides long. Its product is annotated as probable serine/threonine-protein kinase DDB_G0272282. The coding region runs from base 1956 to 3746 and encodes 596 amino acids. The record is from RefSeq and is a predicted model, not a curated record. The transcript has 2 exons. NCBI's taxonomy places the organism in Eukaryota, Metazoa, Arthropoda, Insecta, Hymenoptera, Apidae. Gene Ontology annotation, biological process: regulation of DNA-templated transcription; cell differentiation; anatomical structure morphogenesis. Gene Ontology annotation, molecular function: DNA-binding transcription factor activity, RNA polymerase II-specific; RNA polymerase II cis-regulatory region sequence-specific DNA binding.
AAAUAAGAAGGAAAACGGAACGGUAGAAUUGAUCUACAUAUCGAUUAUAAUAUCUUGCCAUAAUUGCAGGCAAACAUUUCGUCACAGCGUUUACUCGUAUUUUUCUAAAUGCGCGUCGAGUAGACGGAGGAAAAUCGCGUUUAGUAUUCCGUUGCUGUGGCUAGCAUCCGGUUAAGUGGCGACAGCCGCUCCCACCGAUCGCGUGCGCACACAAAUCGUGUUAGUCGCGUCGUGGUGCCGCGAUUCUCCGAUUCCAUUUCAUUUUCUCCGAUCCUUGACGAGAAAGGAUCGGGUCAACCAUGAUUUCGCCAAGAUCCUGGCAAACGAGCCAGGGUAGAGACGUUUCAUACUUAUUUAUUUCCUAUUUAAUUCCAAUCGAUUUAUCUUUUCUCGAGACUCGAUUUAAUUCGGUGUAUUGUUUGUUCGUUUUUUUAUCCAACGUAAACAACACGUUUGACGAAACGAUAAACGAUCGUGAUUAAAAUUAAUCGGUCAUCUGAAUGCAGACGAAUCGUGAUCGCGAUAAAAUUCGUGGAAAAACAGGUAGGUCGACGAAAAUGAUCGGAACGAUACGGGUGCGAGAUUUGGAAGAAAGGAAAAAAAAAAACUGAGUAAAAAUAAGAAAUAACGAUCGAGAAUGAUGGGAUUGAUCGUUGAAAAUGCAGAGGAAGGUUGAUAAAUAAAUAGGCGAUGAUAGGUUGAUUCGCCAGAGUUUGGGAAGCUACGAGUCGUACGAGUACGUAAACAAGCGCGAAUACACGGAAUACACGCGCAUGGAUAUGUACGGAUGUACGCGAAUGCCCAAGUGGAAGAGAGUUUAAAGCUUUCGAGUGUAGAGAAGUGUACGUAUAAAUAGGUGGGAAGGGAGGGAUGGAGAUGGGAAACGGAGAAAGAGGAAAGAGAAAAGGGAGCAACGUACACAGGCUUUCAGGGUUAAAGAGGGAGAAAAGAACGGCUGCAUCGCGACUGGCUGGAAAGGCAGCGUGUUUACACGGUUAGUGGGGGUAGGUGGUACCCGCGUCUCAGCUGAGCGUAGUAGUAUAGAGGUAGAAGACUGACGCGAGGGCGAGUUAGUUGCGAAUGAGCGCUCGUCGGGCGAGCGUCGUUACGACGUCGUUGCGGUCGAUAAUGUCAUCUCGUGAUCGACGAGCAGCCACUGGAUAUUGAAAAUCUUAUAUAUAUACAUAUAUACGCACGAAUAUUAUACGCAUAAACGAGCAAUCGAGGACGUGUGGGGACAGUUUUUUUUAAGUAUAUUUGUUCGUUUACUUAUCUUUGUAGUGCUUUGUGUAAAGUGCGUGUACGUUGAAAAACAAUCGUUCUUUUGUUUUUCUUCAACUCGCUGCGUCCACAUUGUCCUCGUGUCGCAUCGCACCGCGUAUCAUUGUCGUGCGUGCGAAUAACGAAAAAUUAUUACGCGCUUGCAACUCUGACAGAUAGUGUUGCGUGAUAAUAAUAAACUUGUCGCGUAUUGCCGUCUAUCUUGCGAUCGUCGAUACAUCUUGACCGUGUAGUCUCCUCUCAUUGUUAUUUUAUCGCACGUUUCAUCAUUAAUCGUAACUGCCAUCCUCGAAAAAUUAUCUUUGUUUUGUUCGUCCAAGUAAACGUGACGUAGUGCGAUGAUUGUAGUGAUGGUGAUGGUGAUAAUUAUACAUUGGCAAUCGAAAUAAGCAAUAAUAAUAACUAAUACGAUACGGAUACCGUCGUAGAAGGGAAACAAGAGAAGGCGAGAGAAAAAGGAAGAAAAAAAAAAAAAAAAAGACUGCUCGAGUGAAAUAUCGAAUAGAAUAUACGGACGAAUAGUCGUAUGAGAAAAGAAAGAUAUUCUCAACAUCGAAUCGUUCCUUCUUCCUUCCACGGAUCGAAUUUUUUUUCGAGUGCAGUGUGUAUCAUCGCGGUCACAAAUUAAAAGUGAAGUGAUAAGAAGAAAUUUGUUGUAAUUCUCGGCCCGCAAAAUGGUGCCGCAACAACAAGAUAGUCCCUCUAGUUCCGGGAUACCUAUGUUUGGAUCAUUGCUUGUGGAUAAAAAUUCGGCGACACCGUAUUCGGAUGCCACGCAAACGAAAAAGAACAAUCCUAAUCACAUAAAGAGGCCGAUGAACGCGUUUAUGGUUUGGUCACAGAUCGAACGUAGAAAAAUAUGCGAGAUUCAGCCGGACAUGCAUAACGCGGAGAUCAGUAAACGGCUCGGAAGACGUUGGAAAACGUUGGACGAAGCUGAAAGAAGACCGUUCAUCGAAGAAGCGGAACGGCUGAGGCAAUUGCACAUGGUGGAGUAUCCGGAUUACAAGUAUAGACCGAGGAAAAAAACUUCGAAGUCGGCAACGUGUAUAGGGCAAAAAACAAAAGAAGGGGGGGGAGGUAAGAAGCUGAGGAAAUCGGGUUUGUCAUCGAUGGGAGGAGGAGGAGGAGGAGGAGGUGGUUCAAUGUCGAGUAAGAAUCACUCGCGGAAUCACGAUAACAACAACAACAACAACAGCAACAACAAUUCGGAAACGAGCGGCACAGGGAAUAGCGUGGGCGGAGGAAUAGCGGUGAAAAGGUUGCAAACUCACUCGGUCGGUAGCAAACCUGUAUCGCGUUUAAAGGUUAGAUUGGCGUUGGACAAGAGACCUCCUCUCGAUUACACACCUAGUCCACCGAUCGUCACCGCGAAAAUACCGAGCAGUCCAUCCUGCGUUACACCGGAUUCGCCGGAAUCCGCGAGCUUUUACGAGGAUAAUUUGUUGGAAUGUGGCGGCGGGUCGACCGUCGGCAGGCUAAUGGCUAACGACAACACGGAUCGUCGCGCCACCAUCAGAGCUACGCCGUCUACCGUUGGAAAAAUGAAGCGCGAGCCCAGCUUCGAGAUGGAUUACGAAAGCACGUUCGAGCCGAAGGAUCGAUUGCUAUCCUCGGUCGGUCCCGUUACCUUCGCCGCUUCCGUGGAGGAUAUGGAUCUACUUUCGGACAAAAGUUUACGCGUGCGAACACCCCGUCACACCAAUAAUCAUCAUCACCAUCAUCAUCAUAAUCAAAAUCGUAGCGGUGACGACGAUCAUCGCCACCACCACCACGACCACAACCACCAUCACCACCAUCACAACCACAACAACCACAACCAUCAUCUGGAAUGUCGAUCGAACUUUCUGAUGAAAGAAGAUUCGGCAGCAUCGAACAUCGUGGGAGCGGCGACGAGCACAGGGACGACCACCACGACCACGAGCACGGGGAGAACAACGAUCGAGACGAUAGACGGAAAGAUGAAGAUGGAAUUGAACGGCGAGGGGACGGAAAUUGAAAUGGAAACGGAUUUGUCGGCGGCGGCGGCCGUGACGAGCACGGAUAGAAACAGGAGCGACGCGGCGGGAACGGAACAACGAGGAGGGCGGACGAAACACUCGAACGGCGGCGCCACCGUCGUUAUCGGCCCGGCUGGCACGAACGACGAUACCAACAGCGCUUCCACGAUCAUCGACGCUCCCAAUAGCAUGAUCGGGGAUACGACCAUUGCCGCGACGGUCGUCAAACUCGAGGAGUCGGCCAAUAAUCCGAGUUUGGCCGAUCUUUAUUCGUUGACGGAUCUGUUGCAGAUACAACCGUCCGACUUCAAGAUCGAUCUAGACAUGGAAACGAUAACCACAGACCUGGAUACGUUCGAAACUGCUAGCUCGAGCAGCGGAUCGCACUUUGAGUUUUCCUGUACACCGGAUGUCACCGACAUGUUGUCCACCAUUGGCGUAGGUUCCGACUGGGUUACCUUUUGAGAACGUCCAAUAAUUUCGAUCUUUUUCGGUGCGAAAAUUCCAAUACCGCCGCGUAUACCAUUCUACAAAUCCGGAUCCAUCGAUUUUCUCCUUCUCUGCCCCAAAUUGUGCCCGUAAACGGAUUUUCACGACAAUCUUGAAAAUACGAAAAUACGCAACAUGACAGCAGGUCUUUUUGUACAUUUUUCGUGUAGUAUAUUAGAUAUAAGAUCUUUCUCUUUUUUUUUUUUUAUAUAUAUAUAUAUAUAUAUAUAUAUAUAUAUAUUUUUUAUUUUAUUUUAACGGCAUUAUUAUACACAAACAAAAGGUGGGAAGAGGUCAUCGAGAACUCGUCCUUUUUCGCAUCUUUGACGAAGGAGAGAAAAAAAGAAAAAGAAAACAGAGAAUUGGACGCAUACUAACGAUCGCCGUCAUUUGGUAAUUGAGAAACGAGAGCGUAGAAAGAAAAAGAAACGAACGUUUUCUCGUUUGCUCUCUCUCCUCCCUUCCAACGUGUGAGAAUCCUCCUCGAUACCGCGUCAAACGUUUGAUCUCAUAUUUUUUUUUUCUUUUUAUCUUUAGCUGGUACUAGUUUUUUUUUUUUUUUUUUUUUUUUUUUUUUUUUUUUUACAACUUAAUCAUCAAUCCACGCGAUUAAUUUUAUCGAUCACGAUUCUUCUCUCGAUACUACCUUCUUUUUUUUUUUUUUUUUUUUAUAUUUUCGUCGAUUUUUCCAACCGGAAAAAACUUGAACACUAUUUCACUGCCGGAUUCGAUCGUAGACACUGUAGACUUUUUCUUUAUCGAUUUUAUUAUUAUCAUCCUUUGAUUUGCUCAGCAACGUUUAAAGUUGAAAAAAAAAAAGAAAGAAAGAAAGAAACCAACUGCCAAAAGAAUAACAUAACGAUAGCUUGUUUCGUUCUCAUAGAUUCUUCGAUCGAAGAUAUCAAUUUCCGUCAAUAUCGACCACACGUUUUUUUCUUGGUUCGCGCGUAUUCGUCGAGAUAUCGCGAGACGUCAUGGCAAAAUACGAACACGUACGGAUACGUUUAUAAAUAUCGCUGAACGCGAUCGAGAAUAAGUUAUUUUUUUUUUUUCUUUUUUUUUCUUUUCGCAGAUCCGUCGUAUAAUAGGAUAAAAACGUACGUAAGAUAUGAAGGGCCAAAGUUAUUAUAUUACCCAUUUCCUGCUAGAUUUCGCUCUAUAUUUUAUAUCCCGUUCUCCCGCAUCGUGCCUUCUCCUCUCCUCUCUCUCUCUUACUCUAUGAUUCGAUAGGCUGUGAAAAAUAUUUUUUUAAUCUAAAGAUAUCGAUCAGUUUUCGAGAGUACCUAUAUGGGAAAUGGGUCGAGUGUCAAUACGACGAUAAAAAGAGGAGAGGAAAAAAGAAAAAAAGGGGGGGGGAAAUAGUUGCAGUCGCUGCGUCGUCGACGGUUUGCUUUAAUUCGAUUAGAUUCGAUAUUCGUGUCGUGUCGUGUCAUUGCGUUGCGCGAAGAUAAGAUUCUUUUUUUUUUUUUGCAAAGUAUAAAUAUACACACACACACAUAUGAAAUGAAUUCGAUCCGAUCGAAUUGAUUUUUUUUUCUUUUCUUUUCCAUCGAAAGCGAAAUCGCACGCGCGAUUCUCUCUCUCUCUCUGAAGCGUAUAUAAUAACGUUUAUUGUAUUGUAAACGGAUGAAUAUAAACAAUGUAAAACGAUGACCACGUUGAACGACUUUUUCACCGAGAAGGAAAAAGAGAUGAGGAAAAGAAGAGAAGAACGCGUGAAAAAGUAAUUCACCGUUACGUGUUUGUUAAUUUAUGCCAAUAGCUAAUGUAUAAAAAUAAACGAGAACACACACCAAAGUGCAAUAUUAUGUAUGAUUGUUCCGCAAACGUGCAAAUGAUGGGUAAAAGAAUGAUUAAUAAUCGGCGACGACGACGGCGAACGAAAAGCAAUAAUAAUACCCUCCAGGUUUUCUCCUUCACUUCGACCAACCGCAUCUCUCUUUCUUUCUUUUUUUUUUUUUUUUCGAACGGUGAUCGAUCGUCGUCGUCGUCGUCGUUGUUACUUUCGUCGGAUAGAAAUUUUUUUGCCAACGAAGAAACGUGGCCAUUAAUUAUUUUUGGACGAAAAUAUACGAUACGUGCAGCGAGAUUAUUCCUUUUUUCGAAGAAAAAGAAAAAGGAAAGAGAUACAAUGCGGGUAUAAUGCCAACGCGUUGAUAAUAACUUUGAAAAAUUCACGAAUGAUAAAUAAGUUUGCUCCAUUGUUUUCUCCUCCUCCUCCUCCUCCUCCCCCUCUAAAAUCGUUUUAUCGUUUCGUUGCUUUCCCCCCCCCCCCCUAUAAUCUCUUUUUAGUUUAUUUUAUUUCGAAUUGUUACUCCUGAUCCUCUAACGAAACUCUUCCCUUCCCCUCCCUCCAUAAUAUCCAUAAAAAUUUUUCGAGUCGAUUUUUCGAGCGCGAAGAACGAGGAACGCCGCGUUAUCCAUUUACCAGACGCACGGCGAAGAAAUCGAAGAAGACGGCGAGAAGCGAUUUCUAACACAUGCUUGGAGAAUCGUCAACAACACUGGUCACAAGUUUUUUAUAUCUCAUAUAGGCUUAAGUCUUUUUUUUUUUUUAUUACACACGAUGAUAAUGGAAUUAGUAUAGUAUAUGAUAAUGAAACUAACUUGUACAUUUGUAUCUAGCCCUUUGUUUAUAAUACUUAUCACCUUGUUAUUAAGUAUCCCAUUUAUAUAAUUUUUUUAUCGAACUUAUUAAAAAAAAUAUUUAAAAAAGA